GAUGGAGGAGAGGAUGUAGCCGCUCGGGCCCGAACUCAUUUUCUGAAAAACACGCAGCGUUCAUUCGGUUUUUAAAAAGCACCGCGACCUCGCGACACGAUGUCCGGUAUCAGGUCCGUGAACGGGAGACUGUCCGGGAUCAACCCCGCUGUCAGUUGCUGUCGAAUGCGCCAGGUCCAGUCUCUUCUCUGCGAGGGAGGUGCCACAGCUCCUGAUGGCGUCCUGUGCUCUCUUGGAAUUGACAGCAGAUAUAAUGGGGGGUGCACUGAGCUGGCGAAAUACCUUUUCUACGGACUCUAUGAAAGAAAUCCGCUGAAUCUGGAUCACGCCCUUGAGGAGUUUCCAGAAGAAAUGCUCGAUGAUGUGAUCCUGCUGAUCAAGGCCGAGUGUGUUCAUCUGUACUGCAACCCACUGAACUACAGUUACCUGUUGCCCUACGUCUCCCACUGGAGGAACCUGCAUCUGUACUGCAUGACAGAGGCAGAGUAUGAAGAUGAGGAAGCUGCGGAGGAAUUCAAAAUCUCCAGCUUUGUCAGGAUGGUUCAGGACUGCCAUCGCAUCGGAGUACCGUUCAGCUCCCAGGGACACAUCCAGAAGUUUGAUAUGUUUAUGGUGGAACAGUGGCCCCUGAUUCAAGCGUUUGCCUUGGAAGGCAUCGGUGGAGGAAGCUUCUUUACCAUCAAAUACAAGCUUAUAGAUAUAAGUGAGAAACUUUGGCAGGUGUACACCAGACUGGACCCAGUGUCUCUGGCUAGUCUACUCGCUGAGGACUUGAUUAACUUUGAGAAGCAGUGGAGUGGCUUUUUCUCCAGCAUGGACCUGGAGAGUCAUCUGUCCAUCCUGGAACUGUCUGAAGCUCAGGCCGGAGAGUCAUUCCGUUCGUAUUACUCUCACGGACUGAUCUCCAGCAACAUCACAGAUAAAAGGAAAAGCCAGCAGCCCUUUGUGAUGUUUGGGAAGCACUCGUCAUCAGAGGACCUGGAGAACGAUUCCUUCAACUUCCCUUCAGAGAGUCAUCAGGUCCGCAACACGGGGCCUCAGGGUUCUACAGCCACACACAUGGUUCUGCAGUGUGUGGCUCCUAAAGGACCCUUAGCCUGCUCCAGAACUUACUUCUUUGGGACGACCCACUCUCCAUACCUGGGAAAUCAAACUAAGGAUCCGAAGAAAAUCGAAGUCUUACUUUUAUCACAGAUUUAUUCAGCUGCCGUCCAAGCCGUCCUUUCAGGAAUCAAGUGCUACUCCUGCACCUCGAGUGCCACCAAAGCCAAGGAUGUAGCAGAGACCACUUUCCUUGUGGCUUUGGACUCGAUGAGCUUAAGCCAGUACCGCAGUUAUCUCAGGUCCAAAUGUGAAUUCAGCAUUCAAGCCGUGAACAAGGAAGGGAGGAUCAUCCCUCUGACUGACAAGCAAAGCCGUUAUGUAUUAAAAACAGCCUCCAUGACCGUCCACGACAUCCCCGACCUGCAGAGCAACAGAGGCGACCUGGGCUCUGCAGUCUUCUCCGAAUCCUUCUUAGAAUCCAGCAUCAAUAUCCAGCAGAAAGAUGGCACUGUGUCCUCAGACAGCUGCUACACCAUCCUGACUACAACCGUGCCUCGCUAUGCCUGCUGGCCGAUGGAAGCGGAUGUGAAGCAAUCUGAGCAAGCCCAGCAUCUUACCAAGAAGGAGGAAGGCACUUGCUUGGGAACUGCUCUGACUGUGGCAGAUGCUGCAUAUGCUUUCUCCAGCAGCGAGCUCUCCACGCCUGAAGAAGGAAAGAUCAUCUUCUUCUCUGAGGGAAUCCUGUUCGUCCAUUCUCAGUAUGGGAGCAUUACUCUGUCCAAGGAUCACAUCAACACCAUCAAGUUCUAUGAACCGGACUCAAGUGCCGUGGCUUCUCUCUUUGUAGAGUACGACAACAGCUUCCUCCCACACCUCCCAUUCCCUCUCCACAGCUCUGACCAGUGUAUGGUCUUUGCCCUUCAGCCGAGGUCAAAGAGCCACAGGGCCUUUUAUUCCAAGGUUUUCUCAGUUUGGCAAAGCUCUGAAUCUGGACUCACUCUGCAGCUGCUGGACCAGGAUCGACUGAGCUGGACCCAGAAAAACAUGCACGCCCGACUCCAGAAGCUGCACAACAGUCAGGAGCCUCCAGUGGCCAAACGCAGAGGCAGCCUGAAGCCUUCAUACUCUCAGCUGCCAGAGCAGGACAUGUUCCUUCAGCACUUUGCUCUGAGCAGCAUCGGCCAGGAGCCCAUUCUGUACGACCACCUGGGAGUGCUCUUCCCCUCCGCCGAGCUGAAGAACCCAGUCGCUGGCCAGGGAGACAAGGUGGUCGUUACCAUCGUCACUGGACUAACUGGAAGCCACAAGGAAAGACUCUGUGACUUCCUGAUCCAGCUGAACAAGGAACGUGGACGGUGGGUGGUGUACGAAGCUGGUACCGACAGUUUCUCAGCCUCUCACCUCCAGCAGUAUCUGUCCAGCUUCCUGGAGAGCCAGCGAGGCCGAGGAGGGAAACCCCGUCUGUUGCUGCUGUCCCCUGGUUACACAGAUGUUCUAGAUGUGGUCCAGGCUGUGCUUUUCCACCCUGACCCGGUUAUACAGGCGUGUUUCUCCAUCGGGGCUGUCACUGCCUGUGUGGACCCGUCUGCUUCCUGUUUGGAGCACAGGUUUGCUUUUCCCAAGCUGUUGGAGCAGUGCAGCCAAGGUAUUGUGAGUACAGUGGUGUUCACGGGGCUGACAGCGGAGCAGAAGCACCCUCUCAUGCAGCAUGUUCAGCAGCUGGUACGCUCUGCCAACCCCACUGCAGCCUUCAUACUGGCAGAGAGAGGAGCUGUCACCAGGAAUGAGGAUGUGAAUCUGAUACUGUCUGAGACCAGCUUCCACGAGCCUCAGAUGCUCAGAGCGCGUUAUGUCCUCUACCCUGGAUGGUGCAAAGGGCGCUUCUGCUCCGGUUCUGGGUCUCUGGUCCUCACCCAGCAGCACGUGGCUUUUAACGGGCCCCUGGAGAGGCCUCUAUUUGUUACCCGGUGUAAAGCACUCAAGUCAUCCCUGAAGUCCAGCCCCUUCCGUGGAAACGUGUACAACGUUAAGGGAAAAGUCAAAUUCUCUGACUCGGACCAAGUGAUGGAGGUGAGCUACAACACGGUGAGCGGGAGAAUGAGCGUGGUCUCUGAGCAGAGCGCUGACCCGCCCCCCCCGGGCCCCAGGGAGACCGGCGCCUCCUGCUUCCUGGUCUUUGAUGGCGUGGGCCUGACGGAGGACGGACUGAAGGACUGGAUCAGACUGUGCACCAAGCAGAGACAAACAAAGAAGCCAAAGAAAACUAAAAACAGUCUUUCACCACAUGAAAUCAAGAUUAUACAUAUGACCAGACACCUGGACCCACUGCCAGCGGGGUACUUCUACAACGGUUAUCAAUAUGUGGACAUCUUUGGAGAAAAAAGGUCCUUCCAUCCCAACAUGGAGGAGUUUGAGAAGGAGUACAUUGCCGAGGCCAACAAGGAGAUCGAGCUAUUCAACCAUCAGCUGGAGCUGCUGGGCCAGCCCGACCUGUUUGGUCCAUGAUGGAGUCUGUGUGUGUACGUCCACUGCCUCCAUCGGUCAUAACUCCAAGGCAACCACUGUGGGAGGGGUAGGGAGGGUUACUGGGUUUAUAUACCGAACACUAGGGUGGUCAAUGUGUGUUCACACCACAUGUAUCUGCAGGAAGCACUGCUGCUACAGGUCCAUUCAUUAUCUGUGUCCCAUGUCACACUGUCUCCUAAUGUGGUGGCACCAAAUGACAUCACCACCCGCGGCUGGUUGUGUCACAUCGUGGCUGCUCGCCUCUCUGUCGUCUGCAGCACCGCUAACCGAGUAGUCAGGUGUCGCUUAUCAAAUGAAAAGUGUCAAAUGGAUGUGGUCACUCGUAUUAGUUCAAAUCAAGACACGUUUGUCAAGAGAGGAGACUUGUUCACAGCUGCAGGCAAACCUGAAACCAGAGCCAGAACAAGACUCCAUCUUUAAACCGAUGUGAUUGCACCGCCUAAGCCCGCCAGCUAAGAGACUUUCACAAUUGAAGGGAAUUUCCAGCCGCUCGCUCCUACAGCUUGUGCCUCUCUGUUUAUCACAGUUGGCAAAUUAAAACCUCUAUUUCUGGACAGGCAUGGAUAGCCGUGUGAUUCUGGUGAGCUCCCUGGUGGGGUUUCUCAAGAAUCGCUCCUCCUCUGUUGUCACCCAAUCCACGGCCCACCUGUUAGCUUGUCUGCGUGCCGUGCUGCGGCAGAGGGAGCGCUUGGCCGUGGAGCUGUAAACAUUGGCCAGCCUGUUGGCUGCAGACAGCUGAUGGAUGAUGCCAUUAAUCACAUAGCUCUACGCCACCCAGUGCUUUAUUUUAAGACUCCUAAAGUGAAUCUAAUGAAAGUUCAGAAAAAAGCAGACUUCAGUCCCCACAGCAGUCGUAUUAAAGAACAGCUGAGGCUCAGACUGCUGUCUCUUGAGCAUCAGAAACCUUAAAGCACUGUUUUCUGUGAGUUAAGAUAGUGCUAGUUAACAGUGAGAAACCAGACAGACACAGAAAGGUAGACUAAACGUCCCUGCAGCAACAUUUCACUGUUUCUGUCAAAAUGAUUUAUAUUUUAUUCACGUGUGAACAUUCCUGUUUUGAAGUAUAUAUUUGGGGUUUUUACGUUAGGGUCGGAUGAAGGGAAAAUGACAUAAUCUUGUGAAGCGUUGGGUUAGUCUGGGUAAACACGAGUAGAGCCUCUAGUUACAGGUUCCGAUCAGUGAUGUGAUGUUCCAGAGGAUCCGAGUUAAGGAUCUGAUUCAAUCAGUAGUUAUGCUACUGAUUUACUCGUGUGUCACGCUGAUGUUCCGCUCCUCAGGGUUCCUCCACAGUUUGAAAUUCUGCCACUUUGAAGGAAAAUAUCUGAAGUUUCUGUGUUGUCAUUUUGACAUCAGCAUGUUUUGGUAUAAAACCCAGAUUCCUAAUCAAAUGAGCUUUUCAAGAUAAAAGUCUGGUGAAUCAUUAGAGAUGGAAAGUUGAAAAACGUGUAGGAACCCUGUUACGGUGUCCGGAGAUUUAAUGGCUGUCAUUCAUUACGGGGGUCAGCAGUGUAACAUCCAUACUAAUUAACAAGGAAUUGAUGCAGACUGUAAAUAAAGAUGGACGACACAUCUCCACUUCCUCCCAUUAUGCAGAAAAGAAGCCAGAAUAUCCGGAUAUGAACUCGACCAUCUUAGAGUCAGAGUCUGAACAGGAGUGAUCGAGGAUCCAUUUUUAUAAAAUCAAAUAACUAAUUAAAACAUCAGAGUGGUUAGAACUACCUGAAAUGACAGAAGACAUAUUUCAGAAAAAUGUGAUUGAUCGUCAGGUGGAGAUCAAGACACUUAAGCUUCACUUUUGGCGGAGCUGUCAUGUCGUCCAUCUUUAUUUACAGUCUAAGGUUCUGACAGAAGAACAUUUGAAUGCACUUAGAAACGUGCAGCUGCUGAAACGAUGGUUCGAUGUUUGAGCCUAAAUGCAAAGCAUCAAAUCAACGUGAACAGAGAUCUCCUCAUCGGGGGAAAUGAUUGCUAGCACAGAUAUUAUUUAAAUCUGUGAUGAUGUCAGCGUUCACAUCGCUGGGUCUUUACAUGUUUGUGAUAUCCAGUGAAAUGAAAAUGCUCAAUAGUUGUGUUUUCAGCCGGAACACAAACAGACGAAUGAUCACAUCAUUAGCAAAUGGUCCCCCCC
Messenger RNA from Platichthys flesus (European flounder), 5698 nucleotides. It is a transcript of the gene dnaaf9, whose product is annotated as dynein axonemal assembly factor 9. The record is from RefSeq and is a predicted model, not a curated record. The transcript is spliced from 37 exons. Bases 100 to 3549 code for a protein of 1149 amino acids. NCBI's taxonomy places the organism in Eukaryota, Metazoa, Chordata, Actinopteri, Pleuronectiformes, Pleuronectidae.